Molecule: messenger RNA, 540 nt
Organism: Amyelois transitella
Lineage: Eukaryota; Metazoa; Arthropoda; Insecta; Lepidoptera; Pyralidae
Gene: ND-B22
Product: NADH dehydrogenase [ubiquinone] 1 beta subcomplex subunit 9
Exons: 3
Coding region: 58-495 (145 amino acids)
Biological process (GO): mitochondrial electron transport, NADH to ubiquinone
Source: RefSeq, a predicted model, not a curated record
CUCUGUUGUCAUUGUCAAUGUUUUGUCAUAAUUUUAGUAAACAAAAUAUUUAAGAAAAUGGCGAACGUCCCUUUUCUUGGGAUUAAAACCCAUGCCCAAAAAGUUUGUAGCCUUUAUAAGAGGGCUUUACGCAAUUUAGAAAAUUAUUACGAUCAACGACAUGUAUAUCGUUACCAAGCCGUGCUGAUGCGAGAGCGCUUUGAUAAGAAUGCAAAGCUCCAAGACAUGUCCCUGGCUGCAAAACUGCUCCGAGAGGGUGAACAAGAGUUGUUCUUGAUCCAGCAUCCAAUUCCUAGGAAAUUCGCAACAAGUGUUGGCGGUGUAGCCCACGAACGUGUUGUCCACCCUCCCGACUGGGUCUUGGACUAUUGGCACCCAUUGGAGAAGGCCCAGUACCCGGAGUACUUCAAGAGACGCGAGCAGAGAAAGAAGGAGUUUGUCGCCAUGUGGGAGAAGCAGUAUGGAAAGCCGGACCCCAAGGAUUCACACCACUAAGCAUAAUUUAUGUAGUUUAUUGUAUAAUAUAGAGAAAUCGUUGUA